Messenger RNA from Hypanus sabinus (Atlantic stingray), 1684 nucleotides. RefSeq names its product testis-specific protein 10-interacting protein-like. The coding region runs from base 16 to 1074 and encodes 352 amino acids. Gene Ontology annotation, cellular component: cilium; ciliary basal body; photoreceptor connecting cilium. The record is from RefSeq and is a predicted model, not a curated record. The transcript has 5 exons. Gene Ontology annotation, biological process: cilium organization. Lineage: Eukaryota; Metazoa; Chordata; Chondrichthyes; Myliobatiformes; Dasyatidae.
CCCGACCUCCGCUCCAUGUGGGACGGCUUCUCCGUGGAUCGCUACGCCCCACGUGGUCGCCCCGGGCCCCCACCAUCCGCCCAGGAGGGGUGCUGCCUUCACGGACCGGGCUGCCGGACGCCUCGGACGCGCCCUGGGACGGCGCCCAUCCCCAGGAGCAGGGGUGAGCAGAACAUCCGAAGUCGGCAGCGCUCCUCCCUUCCGGAGCAGCCCCGCAGGAGCGGCAGAAGCGGGGCCGAUGCCCGCCACCCUCCCCGCCCCCGAGUGGGCGAGUCCGGCCGGGAGCCGCCUCCUAGUGACGGCGUCGCGGUCGCCAAGGUAACCGGCCGUCGGCCGCCGCCGGGGCGGCCGAAGCCCAAGAGCCCGCCCGAGCCGGCCGCCGCCUGUCGCCAACUGGCGGAGCAGCAGCACCGCAGCGCGCUGAGCCGGGCGGCGGGCGGAGACACCACCCGGCGGCUGAGGAGGGCGGCCUGCGACGGGGAGGUGAAGGCGACCAAACUGGUGGAGCAGCGGCAUGAACGGAUCAGGAAGACCCUGAUGGAGAAGGAGAGGCGGGAGCUGAUGGAGACCAGCAGGAUGGUGAACGACGGGCUAAAGAAGAGAAAGCUGGGCCGGCACAUCGCCGCCCGUAUCUGCCUGCACCAGGUGGAGCGGUACAGGAAGAGCCAUGCCGGCCUCCGGCUGCAGAACCUGAGGUCUCGUACCCGGGAGCAGACCGCGCAGUACCAUGCCGAACUCAGAGCGAUGAAGGAACGGGUGGCCAGCGCCCCAUACCUCUUCGAGCAGGUCACACAGGACAACAUCCGUGGGACCGUCGACCGCCUCUUCUCCAGGGUCCUGCGGAGGCUGCAGCUGGACGAAGAGCUGGUGCUCGAACUCAGAGCAGCGGGCGGGUGGGGCGACCUGGAGGGCAAGUCGGAGGCCGGCAGCUGGGACGCCGCCGCACGCCCUCCGACCAGUGGCGACGAUCGGUGCCCGUUACUCGAGCAGCCUGGCCACGAGUGCGGGUACGCGGACUGCGCUGGGAUUCCGGACUCGGCUGCGCGCUGUGUGUGUGAGUGUGGGCAAGAGUGAGCGAGCGGCUGUCGCAAAAAAACCGCUUGAAAUAAACCGUUCUCUUACACCUUCUGAUGACACCAAAUUGCAAUGGACGGGGUUCCGAUUAUCAAUAGUCCUCGCUUUCAAAAUGCUUGCAUCAAUCAGUCUCUCCAAUCGUGUUUCUCCCCACCCCUCUCCCGAUGCCAAGCUCCUCUCUCCUCUCUUAUCCUCCUCCUCCUACCACCUCUCCCCUGUUGCCACUGUGGGGGUAUCCAGAACUAGAGGGCAGAGGUAAGGAGGAAUUUUUUUUAUCCAGAGAGUAAAAAUCGGCGGAAUGCUAUGCCACUGACUGCGGUGGGGGCAAGUCCGUGGGUGGUGGGUGUAUUUAAGACGGAAGUUGAUCACUUCCUGAUCGGUCGGGGCAUCAAAGGAUAUGGCGAGAAAGCAGAUGUACGGGGUUGAGUGGGAUCCGGGAUCAGCCAUGAUGGAAUGGUGGAGCAGGCUCGAUGGGCUGAAUGGCCUAAUUCUGCGCCCAUGUCUUACGGUCCCGGCAGUGCCCGGAGGGAGCGGUUCCCGAGGUCGGAAACCUGCGGCAGUUUCCAGGAACUUCCCGGUGCCCUGUGCACGGGGCCCGCGCUGUUCCCCA